GUCUAUGCGUCGUCGUCUCCGCUCCCCCAGUCUGCUGCUGCACAUCCACAGCGGAGCCACCACGCCGAGGAGGCGGGCCGACUGUAGCUACACCUCGGCCAGCGGUGCUGGGUCAUAGCGCUGGUGGAGGGGGGGCAGCACACACUGCUCUUCUAGCCCUUCCAAAACCGUGCACAGCCUGAAGCAUUGAGGACGAACAUCAGACCAACGCGUACUGGAAUAGUUUUGGUUUUUGCCGAGACGCACCAAGUUGCAGCUGCAGAGGCGCACUUUUCUCCGUGGCUCCUCUCUCCUCCUGCGCUCACAAUCCGACAUGGAAGAUGGUCCGUCUUCAACAAGCUGUUUCAGAAGGUUAACGGACUGUUUCCUGGGUGCAAGCUUGACAGAUGAGAAAGUGAAGGCCUAUCUCUCGCUGCACCCGCAGAUGCUGGAUGACUUUGUGUUGGAGAGUGUGAGCGCAGAGACGUUGGACAGAUGGCUAAAGAGGAAGACCAGCAGCAGGCCUGCAGAUGACACAUCACCUAAAGAAGUCAGCAGGUACCAGGACACAAAUAUGCAGGGUGUGGUGUACGAACUCAACAGCUACAUGGAGCAGCGCCUGGACACUGGAGGAGACAACAAACUCCUGCUCUAUGAGUUGUGCAACAUCAUCAAAACAGCAACAAAAGCUGAUGGAUUUGCACUUUAUUUCUUGGGAGAAUGCAACAAUAGUUUAUGUAUGUUCACUCCAACGGGGGCCAAGGAUGGUCCUCCAAGCCUCAUCCCCUCUGGCCCCAUCGCAUUUGGGACAACCGUUGCCGCUCAUGUUGCCAAGACUCACAAAACACUGCUAGUAGAGGACAUCAUGGGGGACGAGCGCUUCCCCGACGGCACAGGGCAGGACUCAGGGAUCCAUGUUCACUCUGUCCUGUGCCUCCCCAUCAUCACUGCCAUCGGGGACCUCAUUGCCAUCCUGGAGCUGCAUCGGCAGUGGGGCAAGGAGCCCUUCAACGUCAGCCACCAGGAGGUUGCAACAGCUAAUUUAGCAUGGGCAUCAGUUGCCAUUCAUCAAGUACAGGUGUGCAGAGGUCUCGCCAAACAGACUGAGCUCAACGAUUUCCUACUAGAUGUGUCAAAAACAUACUUUGAUAACAUUGUGGCAAUAGAUUCUCUACUUGAACAUAUUAUGAUAUAUGCAAAAAACCUGGUGAAUGCAGACAGGUGCGCACUCUUCCAGGUGGAUCACAACAACAAAGAACUGUACUCUGACCUGUUCGAUAUUGGGGAAGAGAAAGAAGGCAAACCUGUCUUUAGGAAAACCAAAGAAAUUAGGUUUUCUAUUGACAAGGGAAUAGCUGGCCAAGUGGCUCAGACAGGGGAAGUCUUAAAUAUCCCAGAUGCCUAUGCAGACCCCCGGUUCAACCGAGAGGUGGACCUCAAAACUGGCUACACCACGCGGAACAUCCUGUGCAUGCCCAUCGUGAGCAGGGGGGCCGUUAUAGGUGUGGUGCAAAUGGUGAACAAGCUAAGCGGAAGUGCCUUCACUAAAACAGAUGAGAACAACUUUAAGAUGUUUGCUGUCUUUUGUGCUCUGGCCUUACACUGUGCAAAUAUGUACCACAGGAUCCGGCACUCUGAAUGCAUUUACAGAGUGACGAUGGAAAAGCUGUCUUAUCACAGCAUCUGCACAUCAGAAGAAUGGAAGACCCUUACCCAGCUCAACCUCCCUGCACCCAUCUAUAAAGAGAUCGAAAUGUUCCACUUUGACGUUAGUCCCUUUGAGGAGAUCUGGCCUGCCGUGUUUAUCUACAUGGUUCAUAACUCCUGUGGAAAGACCAGCUUUGAGCUGGAGAAGCUGUGUCGGUUCACCAUGUCUGUACGGAAGAACUACCGGCGUGUGCCCUACCACAACUGGAAGCAUGCAGUGACAGUGGCCCACUGUAUGUUCGCCAUCCUACAGAAAACCUCUGGAAUGUUCACAGAGCUAGAGAAGAAGGGUCUGUUGAUCGCCUGCCUGUGCCAUGAUCUGGACCAUCGGGGUUACAGUAACUCAUACCUGCAGAAGUUUGACCAUCCCCUGGCUGCUCUGUACUCCAGCUCCACCAUGGAGCAACACCACUUCUCUCAGACAGUCUCCAUCCUACAGCUGGAAGGGCACAAUAUUUUCUCCAACCUGAAUUCCAGCGAGUACGAGCAGGUUCUUGAGAUCAUCCGGAAGGCCAUCAUCGCCACGGACCUCGCCCUGUACUUCAACAACCACCAGCAGCUGUCAGAUCUGUUGAACUCAAGUGCGUUGGACUUGAGCAACCGCUCACACAGGGACCGUGUGAUUGGUCUGAUGAUGACAGCAUGUGACCUGUGUUCUGUUACCAAGCAAUGGCAAAUCACACGACUCACAGCCAACGACAUCUAUGCUGAGUUCUGGUCUGAGGGAGAUGAGAUGAAGAAGAUUGGGUUGCAGCCGAUCCCUAUGAUGGACCGAGAUAAGAAGGACGAGGUUCCCCAAGGCCAAGUGGGAUUCUACAAUGCUGUUGCAAUUCCAUGUUACACGACACUAGCGGAGCUUUUCCCUCCAUCCAGUCCUCUCCUUAAUGCCUGCAAGGAGAACCUGGGCCAGUGGGAGAAGAUAUCGCGGGGAGAGGUGCAGGACGUAGUGCCAAACCGACCCCGUGAUUCAGGCCCUGUCAAGGUUGACAACUGACUACCAAAGGGGUUGCUGGCCCACCAAAGGAAUACAACUAGAAUGCUGCCACGGACCUGGUACUCUGUAGGGGGAAGAACCUACAUCCUGUCUUAGCAGGAGACGGAUCAGCUAAAGGCGACUUGACUUUGAAAACACACAGUUACCUCAUUGGGUGACGGAGGUGUCAACACUGACGGUUUCACCGAUCCCAGAGACUGACAGACGACCGGUGGGGAGGAACUUCAACCCAUCGCUCUACAUCCACUCAGCUUGGGAAUUCAUUUGGUAGAAUGGACUUUGGCAGUUUUGGUUGUUUAAUUUUUGGCAAUUUUAUGUUAUGUUAUGAUUCUUUUUUUUAUUUUAUAUAUGAGCUGAUUCUUUUACGGUCUUGUAUUUGCAGAGGCCUUACUCUGAACCUUUCACAGGCUAGACAUAUGUGAAAUCUUGUUGUUGGUUCAGGCUUUUAUGAAAUGGUACUGUUUGCCUUCUGUGGUAGGUUUAUCGUACGCACACUACUUCACCAAGGUAUUUCCAGAGACAGAAGGAAUGUGUAGAGCAGAUGUAUGGUUUAAUGCCACCUUGCUGAGAAGGUGGAUGCCGGAAUGUUUUUUUAUUACUUUUUGAGCAAAAAUCCUUUGCAGUACUUGAAUAAAAACAUACAGCCUAUUCUACGUUGAGAAAUCCCCCACAGCAUAUUCUACAAAAACGUGGAUGUGACUGUGACGAGAGGAUUUAGAUAAUGUGGACACUUGUGAACACAGUCACAAGAGAGUCACAAUGUUUCUCCCUGAGGUGGACCCCACAGCACUGCCCCCGGCCUCUACUGGCAUUUAGGAACCUGCUGCAUAGUGCAUCCACUUUCUUCUGAUUAACAGAACAGGAGCCCAGGUCAGCAGAAAUAAUGUGUGCAGGAAGGAAGAAAGAAGAUGCAUGAAUAGCAUCAGUUAUAGAAUAGUUGUGUGCAGGCUUAUAGUAUAGUAAGCCUAUUGAAUCUUCAUUGUUGUAACAUUAUUCACACCACUAUCACAUCAUUAAUUAUUUCACACAACAAUCUGGUUUCUCCUCAUUAAUCAGUAAUCAUUUCUACAACCAUGAAUAAAACACAAGUAAAAUGAGGAUACUGCACAUUUGGUUAAGAGUCCCAGCAGAUUCUAAAGAUUUCUUUGUUUGCAGUGACACAACCAACUUUUUACAUGUUGAUUACUUUAUGUAAUGACUAAACAGCACCCUGAUUCACUACACAAGGUUAAGGUGUUUGAAUUAUUGUGGUAUAAAUUAAAUAAAUGGGGACGGUUGGGAUAAAUUGUAGACUAUACAGUGAUAGUGAAUUUGACCUAGGUGUCCUUGCAAGUCCAAAGCCGUAGUGUGAACACUUUUUUGCUGAUGAUGCCAGGCACAGCAGCUCAGCAGGAGUCUCAACAAUGGUCAGCUUCAGAUUUUCACAUAAUGUCAAACCUGUUAAGCUAAAGUGCAUCAAAUGUCUAUCUCUGGGAUUGCAACUCAAAAAUCUUUGGUUGACUUUCUUCAAGUGUGUAACAGAUGUUCCCAUCAUUUCCAUGGCCUGUCGAAGGAAAUAAAUCCUCCUCCUUUACGCUUACUCUCCAACGUCAUGCAAGGGGGUGCAUUUGACUCUUUCAAAUGAGUUUCCAAGAUCUUCCAAAAGACAAUUUCUUUGUCUGAAACUGUCAUUCCAGUGGACAUCGUCCCUCCAAGACUGAAAUUACCGCUCAAAUAAUUAGUUUUACAACUGGUACUGUGGCUCCCAAAUGGUGUGAAUGUGCAUUUUGAUGAAUGUUUUGUUGAACGCAGAUCCUCGGUGGUGGCAUGUGGGUCAGUGCGCCAUCAGUUUUCAUGAUGUGCUCUGUCUUACUUUUCAGAAUGACUUCCAGUAAGCUUCAACCAAGAGCAACAAUUAGCAUGCACCUCAACUGAACUUUAUAUAUAAUUUAGCAGAAUACGAUAAUAGGUGUAUAUUGUGUGCAAUCUAGGAAUUAGUUUGUACCGACUGAAAUGUAUGCUCUGAUGGCGCUAAACUGAAUGGCAGUUGUGCACUUUCAGACUGGGUGUGUACACUGUGUAUGUGUGUAUGUGUGUGUGUGUGUGUAUGAGUGUGGGGGAGAGAGAGAGAGAUAGCUUUUGACUGUCUCUUUCCCCACUCCAAACCCACCUGAGAACAUGGAUAAGUCCAUAACACUGCACUGUCCCUUCUACUUUUCAGCACCAGUUAUAUUUCAUUGUCUGCACUAUGUUUAUUAGCUUAUGAUCUUUAUCAUUAUUAUUAUUGAUGAUUAUUAUUAUUGCUAUUAUUACUAUUGUUAUUUUCUUAAUUAGAGUUAAAUUUAAAUUAACUUAUAUUUUUUAUACAAAGAAAAAAAAUGUUGGCCUUUUUGUUUUGUACAAAUUAAACAUUAAGAUAAACAAAACGGUCCAGACAUGUUACUGUUACCCAGAAUAAUUGCGGAAUGUCUCAACUGUAAACGUAAGAGCAGUAGCCCAAAUGACUUUUAUUAAAUACCUGGAAAAUACAUGUCAGAUCAUUCUUUAUUUCCUGUUUGAAAUAUCUACUGGUUUGCCUUUAUUCUACUGUUAAUGCAGACUAUUUUUUUGAUGGAGCUGCAGAGAUGGUGUUGGGUGACAAUACAUCAUUCCUGAUUGGUCAGCAAAUUAUUGCACUAAAUCAGGUCCAUUUAUAAAAGAAGAGAGAGAGAUAAGCCAGGUCAAAAUAUAAAUACGAAUUGGGGAUCUUCAAAAUAACUGGCAAUGGUGAGAAUACUAUUAUGCAAUUUAUUCUGUAUGGUGCAAUUAAAUACAGGCAAUUCCCAAA
This is a messenger RNA of Anoplopoma fimbria (sablefish), 5486 nucleotides long. RefSeq names its product phosphodiesterase 10A (gene pde10a). The record is from RefSeq and is a predicted model, not a curated record. NCBI's taxonomy places the organism in Eukaryota, Metazoa, Chordata, Actinopteri, Perciformes, Anoplopomatidae. The coding region runs from base 314 to 2680 and encodes 788 amino acids. The transcript is spliced from 22 exons. Gene Ontology annotation, molecular function: 3',5'-cGMP-stimulated cyclic-nucleotide phosphodiesterase activity; protein binding. Gene Ontology annotation, biological process: signal transduction; negative regulation of receptor guanylyl cyclase signaling pathway.